Colletotrichum fioriniae is the source of this 432-nucleotide messenger RNA. RefSeq lists its product as uncharacterized. The record is from RefSeq and is a predicted model, not a curated record. Lineage: Eukaryota; Fungi; Ascomycota; Sordariomycetes; Glomerellales; Glomerellaceae.
AUGCGCUUCUUCAGCACUCUCUUCCUUGUCACCUUGACCGCUACCGGCGUCGUCACUGCCUUGCCUGUCGCCCAGCCUCAUGACUUGACUGCUCUCGCCGGAGAGGGCCUCCAGGACGCUGCCCCAGUGGAGGCUCUCGACAUUGAGACUAACAUCGAAACUAGAGAGGCUAGGGGCCCUAACACCCCGGCUGAUGUCCAGAAGCAUAACGAAAACCAUAGGAAGCAGGAUGCUGGCAACUGUGGACAAAACUGCAAGCAAUCACUUGCCUCGUAUCACUCGCAAGCCUCCAAGGAUUCCAAGAACUCCCAGGCUUCCAAGAACUCGAAGAACUCAAAGAACGGAAAGAACGGUCCUCGCGCGGUCGAGAAUGCCGAGAAUGCUGAGGAGGCUGAGGGUGAGGAGGAGUACAAGCUGUGGCUGGAGCAAUAA